CCCCGCUCUUCUGAUUUCAUGUCGUUAAGGCAAAGCUCCUCACUUCUCUCUUUCUCUGAACUCUCUGUCCAUCUUUGAGGAGCGAUUCUUAAGGUUAUAGUAUACAAAGAAAAUGGUGAAGAUCUGUUGCAUUGGAGCUGGUUACGUUGGUGGGCCUACAAUGGCUGUGAUUGCGCUUAAAUGCCCAUCUAUUGAAGUGGCUGUUGUUGAUAUCUCUAUACCUCGUAUUAAUGCAUGGAACAGUGACCAGCUCCCUAUCUAUGAGCCUGGUCUUGAUGGUGUUGUGAAGCAGUGUCGGGGCAAGAACCUUUUCUUCAGCACUGAUGUUGAGAAACAUGUGCGUGAGGCUGAUAUUGUCUUUGUUUCUGUCAAUACUCCAACCAAGACUCGGGGCCUUGGAGCUGGCAAAGCUGCAGAUCUGACAUAUUGGGAAAGUGCUGCCCGCAUGAUUGCUGAUGUAUCAAAAUCUGACAAGAUUGUAGUUGAGAAAUCAACAGUCCCUGUCAAAACUGCUGAGGCAAUUGAAAAGAUUCUCACCCAUAAUAGCAAGGGAAUUAAAUUCCAAAUUCUUUCAAACCCAGAGUUCCUUGCAGAGGGAACUGCAAUUCAAGAUCUUUUUAACCCUGAUCGUGUUCUCAUUGGAGGCCGGGAAACCCCUGAAGGCAAUAAGGCUGUCCAAGCAUUGAAGAAUGUUUAUGCUCAUUGGGUCCCUGAAGAACGAAUUCUGACCACCAACCUUUGGUCUGCAGAGCUUUCCAAGCUUGCUGCUAAUGCUUUCUUGGCUCAGAGGAUUUCAUCUGUAAAUGCCAUGUCUGCUCUUUGUGAGGCAACUGGGGCUGAUGUUACACAGGUGUCAUAUGCUGUUGGUAAGGACACAAGGAUUGGACCCAAAUUUUUGAAUGCUAGUGUUGGUUUUGGUGGUUCCUGCUUCCAGAAGGACAUUCUAAAUCUGGUUUACAUCUGUGAGUGCAAUGGUCUUCCAGAGGUGGCAGAGUAUUGGAAGCAAGUCAUUAAGAUCAAUGACUAUCAGAAGAACCGUUUUGUGAACCGUGUUGUUUCCUCAAUGUUUAACACAGUUUCAAACAAGAAGAUUGCUAUCUUAGGGUUUGCCUUCAAGAAGGAUACUGGUGAUACUAGGGAGACCCCGGCCAUUGAUGUGUGCAAGGGGCUUUUGGGAGACAAAGCUCAGUUGAGCAUAUAUGAUCCGCAGGUCACUGAGGACCAGAUCCAGAGGGACCUUACUAUGAACAAGUUCGACUGGGAUCAUCCCCUUCACCUGCAACCUAUGAGUCCCACAACUGUUAAGCAAGUCACUUGUGUCUGGGAUGCUUACAAGGCAACAAAGGAUGCACAUGGAAUUUGCAUUUUGACUGAGUGGGAUGAAUUUAAGAAUCUUGACUUCAAGAGGAUUUACGACAACAUGCAAAAACCAGCUUUUGUUUUUGACGGCAGGAACAUUGUGAAUGUGGACCAGCUCAGGGAGAUUGGUUUCAUAGUGUACUCAAUUGGUAAGCCACUGGAUCCAUGGCUCAAGGACAUGCCUGCUGUGGCAUAAAUUUGAUGCACAGGUUGGAUGCUUAUGUUGCCGGUCAAUGGAUUACAGUUUGAGGCUGUCAGUUUGAUUCUUUAGCCUUGAUUUUUUGACGAGUUUUGUUGUUCCUUGCUUUCCCAUAGUAGCCAGCAUAAUUGGAAUUUACCAUUAUGGUGAAAGUAAUAGGCUCUGUGUUGUGCCUUACAUUGUAUUUGAUAAUAUUACCAUAUCUCUGUUACUUGUUUGUUUGAGAACUUUAUUCUUGUUCGAUUUAAUCUUGUGUCAUCUUAGAACUGUGAAAUUUUCAUAAACCAUUUGCCCCUUUAUUGAAAUACUUAUGCUCUCAAA
Molecule: messenger RNA, 1879 nt
Organism: Theobroma cacao (cacao)
Lineage: Eukaryota; Viridiplantae; Streptophyta; Magnoliopsida; Malvales; Malvaceae
Product: UDP-glucose 6-dehydrogenase 2
Biological process (GO): glycosaminoglycan biosynthetic process
Cellular component (GO): nucleus
Molecular function (GO): NAD binding; UDP-glucose 6-dehydrogenase activity
Source: RefSeq, a predicted model, not a curated record